ACUUUUAUUUUCUCUUCUUCUCUCCUAACCUCUUCUCUUCUUUCCCUCUCUCCUCCUUCAUCCCCUUUCUCCCCUAUUUUUUGCUCAUUUUCCCUCUAGUCCUUUACUUCAGUUUUCUCCUCUCUUCCUCUCUUCUUGUUUCCUCCUCUCCUCCGCCAUCUUCUUUCAUCUCUUUCUCCAUUUUUGCUAAUUUUCCUUCCACACCUUUACUUUUGUUUCCUCUCUUCUCUUCUCCUUUCCUCUCUUCUUGUUUCCUCUUCUCCUCCCUUCGCCUUCUCCUCUUACUCUUUCUUUCUAAAUUCACUUAGGGUUAAUUGCUUUCAGCAGGCUUUUCUCUCAGUCCGUCACGCUGCUCUCCGUCAUGUGAUGACACUGUUUGGGCUUGUUAUCGGGGGGCCUGUGGACUGCUGCUCGGCAGAGGAAAGGCCCCGGCACUGCUGCACAUGAACUGGUCGGAUCACUUUAACCUGCAGCUUCCUGGACCCCGGUUGACCACGCCUGCUGCUACAGCCAUGAGAUCCUCUGCAGUGUAGAGAGAAACCCUUCUGUUGUUUGCUGUUUGGGACUGGGUGACAGAGAUCUUAAAUGGCUGAGGAGGUUUUAAUUCCAUCGUCGGGGAAAAUCACAUCGCAACUGACCGGCUCUUUGUUAGCGGUGGCAUUCCUUACCUCCUUUGGGAGCUCCAUGCUUUAUGGCUACAAUCUGGCUGUGGUCAACUCCCCUGCAGUGUACAUAAAGGACUUCUACAACAAAACAGCGCUGAGUCGUAAUGGAACAGGACUCAGUGGGGAGACCCUGACCCUAAUGUACUCUCUCACUGUGUCUGUCUUCGCUAUUGGAGGUCUGCUGGGCUCCCUCAUCGUGGGCAUGCUGGUCACUCGCUUCGGCAGGAAAGGCACAGUGGUAAACACAACGGUGCUGGUGUUUGUUGCCGGGUCACUCAUGGGCUUCAGCAGGAUUUGUAAUUCACCUGAGAUGGUCAUCAUUGGCCGCUUCAUCACAGGGAUUCACUCAGGUAUCUCUCUAAGUGUAGUACCAAUGUAUCUGGGUGAGAUUGCACCCAAGAACCUGCGAGGCUUCCUGGGUCUUGUGCCUAGUAUCUUUAUUGGCACCGGAGUCUUCGCCGCCCAAAUCCUUGGCCUACACGAGCUUCUGGGAAAGGAGGAGCACUGGCCCCUCUUUCUCUCAGUGGUGGUGGUACCCACCUUCAUCCAGCUGAUGCUAUUGCCAUGGUUCCCAGAGAGCCCCAGGUACCUGCUGAUUGAGAAGCACAACGUCCACGCCACCAUCACAGCCCUGAAGUGGUACAGAGCCAAGUGUAACAUCCAGGCUGAGAUUGAAGAGAUGCAGGAGGAGCAGCGCUCUCUGUCGUCAGUGGAGACGCUGUCUGUAUGGAACCUGUUGCUGGAUGACACAGUCCGCCGGCAGGUGGUCAGUGUGGUGGUCAUCAACAUCGGCAUGCAGCUGUCUGGCAUCGAUGCUAUCUGGUUCUACACCAAUGACAUUUUUGAGAAUGCAGGUAUCCCAGCACCAGAGAUCCAGUAUACCACAGCAGGAACAGGGAUUAUAGAGAUCAUCGCUGGACUCAUUGGGUGUUUCACCAUAGAGAAGCUGGGCAGGAGGCCUCUCAUGAUUGGAGGUUUUGCCAUGAUGGGCAUCUGCAGUGCUGGAAUCACAUUUGCCCUAAUUUUACAGGCUCACUUAUUGUUCAUGCGCUACCUCAGUGUCUGCUGCGUGGUCGGCAUCAUCGCUGGCUUCUGUAUCGGUCCAGCGGGGGUACCCUUCCUGAUCACAGCAGAGCUGUUUAAACAGUCCCACCGCCCAGCAGCCUACAUCGUAGGAGGAUCACUCAACUGGCUGUCCAACUUCACUGUGGGCUUCGUCUUCCCCUUCUUACAGAUGUCAGCGGGCUCUUACUGCUACUUGGUGUUUGCCGCCAUUUGUCUUUCCGUGGCCGUCUAUGUCUACAUUGUGAUCCCAGAGACCAAAAACAAGACCUUCAUGGAGAUAAGCCGGAUGUUCUCUAAGAAGGAGGCAGUCCUAGAAACCCAGGGCCUGAUCCACGUGGACCAGCUGAAGCUGAAGAAGAUGAACGGCUAUGGUGGUGUCGAACAUACUUCGCUGGAGUUCGACAGCUCUUCUUCUGUACCUUAACUGGGCUUCAGGUUCUCACUGGGACUUACUCUUCCGUUCAACUGUUUGUACACAUUAACCAAACACCACCUCACCUAGACUCAGUUAAGCUUGACCUUUCACAUGGAUCACACUCAGGGUCAAAACAUUCCUGAAUAUACAGUACAGUUCUGGUAAUUUAACUUAUCAUUUUAAUGUUUUGGUCCAUUUGAGCCAUUAAAUAAAGUUUUGCCCAUUUCUACGAUCAGUACUAAUAACAUUGUAUUCACCAAGAUAAUAGAGUGCUACAGGGAUGACGUAGUUAGCAUCAUCCUGGUUCCCUCGACAUAAAGCCAAUGGGAUUGUUCCAUUAGAUUUUGGAUUAUUGGAGAAAAUAAGAUCUGUGGUUAACAAAGGUUUAUGAUACUUACAUGUUUUGUUCAGCAAAUGAAGACCAAAUUUAAGAUUUGUAAAGCAUAAAUGCCAUCACCAGAAGUAAAAAGCUAACAUUAGUCUAAAAAACGAACUACACCACGGUCGCAAGACUUCAUCACAACUACUAAACUUCCAAUUUCUAAUUGUGAAUAAAAUCUACAAGUUGUAAUGUUUGAGUUAGAAUAGUUUGCAAGAGCAUGACUAUAAACAACCAUUUCUUAGCCACUUGUUAGCAACCGCUUUUUUUAAAAACACCUAAAAACCCAUUCAAGUCAAUUAGAUUAGAAUAGGUUAGACUUUGAGGAGAUGGAACCAGAGUGGCUAAAAUGCUAACUUAGUUCUGGGUUUUAGGAUUAUAUCUCUAUAGCUGAGAUCUGGGCCCAUGGUAACAUCAAUAAGAACACGUCUGACAGGUCAAGAAAUACAAGCAGUCUGACGAUCAGACAGGUUGGAAAUUUGUACAAAUACAAAAUAUCUAUCACAAUAUAUGACCCGCCUCCUGCUUCAUCUUUGACGUAAUUACUGUAGUUUACACACACAGUAUUCCUGCUCAAUGAGGGAUUACCAGCAACAUUUAAGGUGCUUUCACUUUCAGUUUGACAUCCGGAUAAAGCGGUUUUAAACAGUUGGUUUGUGUCUCCAUGUUUCCAGAUCUCAGCAAUUACUUUAUUGUUGCACAGCAACUUUUCAUCACCUUAACAAUGGGUCAUCAUUAUUGGGGUUGGGGGUUGGGUUGUCUGUUAUGGCACUUUAAUAAAAAAUGUCAUGUUACUACUUAGUCAUGUUUGUAAAAUAAUGGGCACCGCUAGCAACAAGCCACCACGUACCUGUAUCUAUUGCCUGAAUGCUAGCAGUGCUUAAGUUGUACAAGUGUCCCAUAUGCUAGCAUGGUUAAACCCAAACCAAUAAAUACAUGUCAGGAUGUAGAUCUAAGGUAGACUCAGCUAAGUUAUCAGAGUUUGUGGACAUGAACACAGCAGCUUGUGGGAGUGUGCAGUAUGCAUGUGACAGAAAUUAACCUUUUACAAAUAAAUGUUUUAAUCUUUUGUAUAUCUAUGAUGUGAAAUUCCAAUAUUUGUGCAUGUUUUGACUGUGUCAUCUUUUUAUUGUAAAGUUAUAUUGCUUGUUAAUAUUGUGUAAGUAAUACAUCUCUUUACCAGCUCUUAAUACACAGUGACUUUACAGACUGUAACAGAGUACUCUGUACUAUUAGCUGUGCAGUAAAGUAUGUUUUUUGAUGAAAUGAAUAUGGAAAAAAGCAAAAGCCUUUUUGAAUUGUUGAAAGAUGACUACAUAAAUUAAAUAAUAUUGUAAUACUG
Messenger RNA from Dicentrarchus labrax (European seabass), 3866 nucleotides. It is a transcript of the gene slc2a15a, whose product is annotated as solute carrier family 2 member 15a. The coding region runs from base 586 to 2154 and encodes 522 amino acids. Gene Ontology annotation, cellular component: membrane. The record is from RefSeq and is a predicted model, not a curated record. Gene Ontology annotation, molecular function: hexose transmembrane transporter activity. Gene Ontology annotation, biological process: monosaccharide transmembrane transport. The transcript has 12 exons. NCBI's taxonomy places the organism in Eukaryota, Metazoa, Chordata, Actinopteri, Moronidae.